AUGAGAAUUUUUGAGAGGUUGUAGUAUCUAUCAGGAUAUUUGCUGUUUCUGGCGCUAGUUAGUGAGUACCAGCAGAUCCAAUUACUUGGCUUUAGUCUAAUCUUAGUUAUGAUAGCUCUCGGAAUUUACGUUGAAGGAAUCAGGUUUACGUAGUUUCCCUUUUUCAUUAGUUUCAUUUUUGUUUCAAUUACAUAUUCUGUCUUUAACUACUACUACUAUUCUGGAGAGCAGCAUUACCCAAUAUACCUAUCCUUGAUUUUGCUAUUUGGAGAUGCGAUAUCAACAUUUGUGAUGAUUAUCAAGGGAGAGUGUGACUUUUCUAGAUUCCCUAUCACGGGACCCUACUAAGUUGGAUACAAAGAAUUUAGAACAUCAAUCCAUGACAAUGAAGUUUCUGUCUUUUACCCAGUUGAUCGAGAGGAUUAUAUCUAAAACAUAAAUAAAAAUAACGCUUUAUAAUAAAGACACGGUGACAAGACUAUUAAAGGUCUUGCAAAAGCAAGUGUAGCUUACGGCAGAGAAGAUCACUUACCAUUGAUCUUCUUUAGAUAUCUUAAAUUCGUAAAGAUGAACUGUUUGGAAAAUGCACCUCUCUCAAAAGAUUUCAUUUCUGAUAAUAUUAGACCUGACAGGAUGCCUGCUCUACAAAAAACAUUGAUCCCCAUUGUUUUUAGUCAUGGUCUGAGCAGUAAUCGUAAUUGGAAUAGUGGAACUUGCAGAGACUUAGCUAGUCAUGGAUAUCUUGUGUUUGCAAUUGAUCACAGAGAUGAAACUUCACACUAUGUUGAAACAAAAGAUGGAAAAGGUAUGUAUUAUAACAACCUCAUGUCCUCGCAUGAUCUAGAAAACCGUAGUAACUAGCUAAGAAUUAGAGAGAAGGAGUUGAUAGCUCUCAUAGAUGAAAUCUUUGAGCCUGAGAUGUUGAACACCAAAAAAUUAGGCUUUCCCUCUUCUAUUAAAAUUGAACAUGAAAAAGUCAUCACUGCAGGCCACUCUUUCGGAGGUAUGACAGCCAUAGCCACUGCUCAAUUAGAUUAGAGAGUAAGGGCGUGUCUAACUCUAGAUCCUUGGCUAUUUGUUUAGCACAAAGAAAUCUUAAAUGGUGAAUACUAUUUAAGAGUACCUAUGUUCAUACUCUCCUCUGAAACUUUCCACCCAAAGUGUGAAGAAUGGUUUGAAUCUUGGAUUACUAUGCAAUCUUUUAUCAAGCAUUGCUAAGAUAGAAGAGUAGAGCAUAUAGUCAUGAAGAAUACAGGCCAUCUCCAUUAAACUGAUGUGGCAUGCACAAUUCCCUUUGAAAAUUUUGUUAUGACAGACGCUAAAUUCCAGUCAACAACUAAUGAAUCUUAUCAUUUAUGCUCUUAACUAGCGAUCAGUUUCUUAUAUAGAGUCGGCCUAAGUAAUUUUUAUCACGGCCAUGUAGAAAAUACGAUAUCAAGGAUGAGGGAGAGAUGGAUCAAAUAUGACUAGAUAUUUGAAUACAAGGAACCCUGCUUUGAUUACAAAAUAGAUAUCAAUAAUGGAAUCGAAAUGGUUCAGUUAUGA
This is a messenger RNA of Stylonychia lemnae, 1545 nucleotides long. NCBI's taxonomy places the organism in Eukaryota, Ciliophora, Spirotrichea, Sporadotrichida, Oxytrichidae. The record is from the annotation of a GenBank genome assembly.